UAUUUUAUUUUUACAAUGGCAACACUAAGAGUUUCUUCAUUAUUGGCUUCUUGUUCUUCUUCUUUGCAUUGUAACCCUUCAGUUUUUACUAAAUGUCAAUCUAGUCCCAGAUGGGCUUUUUCAUUUUCAGUCACACCCUUGUGUUCAAGAAGAAGUAAAAGAAUAGUUCAUUGUAUUGCUGGUGAUACUCUUGGUCUUACUAGGCCUAAUGAAAGUGAUGCCCCUAAGAUUUCAAUUGGUGCUAAAGAUACUGAUGUGGUGCAAUGGCAAGGAGACUUACUUGCAAUAGGCGCGACGGAGAAUGACUUGGCUAGAGAUGAGAAUUCUAAGUUCAAGAAUCCACUAUUGCAACAGCUCGAUUCCAAAUUGAAUGGUUUAUUGUCUGCAGCUUCAUCUGAGGAGGAUUUUAGUGGAAAAUCUGGACAAUCCAUAAAUCUCAGGCUUCCUGGUGGAAGGAUUACUCUAGUUGGACUUGGCUCAUCAGCAUCAUCACCUACUUCUUAUCACAGUUUAGGAGAGGCUGCUGCUGCUGCUGCCAAGUCUGCUCAGGCUCGUAAUAUUGCCGUUUCACUUGCUUCCACGGAUGGACUCUCUGCAGAAUCGAAGAUUAACUCUGCAUCUGCCAUAGCAACUGGAGUUAUGCUGGGGAUAUUCGAAGAUAAUAGGUUUAGGUCCGAGUCAAAGACACCAGCUUUGGAAUCUUUGGAUAUUCUUGGACUGGGAACUGGACCUGAAAUAGAGAGCAAAAUCAAGUAUGCAGAACAUGUAUGCGCAGGUGUUAUACUCGGUAGAGAGCUCGUUAAUGCACCAGCCAAUAUAGUUACGCCUGGGGUACUUGCUGAAGAGGCUAAAAAUAUUGCGUCCACUUACAGCGAUGUCAUUACUGUAAACAUCUUGGAUGCUGAGCAGUGCAAAGAAUUGAAAAUGGGAGCCUAUUUAUCUGUUGCUGCAGCAGCUACUGAAAAUCCUCCUUAUUUCAUCCAUUUAUGUUUUAAAACUCUUACUAAGGAACGCAAAAGGAAGAUAGCCUUGGUUGGAAAGGGAUUAACUUUUGACAGUGGUGGCUACAACCUAAAGACCGGAGCUGGUUCGAAGAUUGAGCUAAUGAAGUAUGACAUGGGAGGGGCUGCGGCUGUUUUAGGUGCAGCAAAAGCUCUUGGUGAAAUUAGGCCUUUUGGAGUAGAGGUGCAUUUCAUUGUUGCAGCUUGUGAAAAUAUGAUCAGUGGAGCAGGCAUGAGGCCUGGAGACAUUGUCACAGCUUCAAAUGGUAAGACAAUUGAGGUUAACAAUACUGAUGCUGAGGGUAGGCUCACACUUGCUGAUGCUUUGAUAUAUGCAUGUAACCAAGGUGUUGAGAAGAUAAUUGAUCUGGCAACAUUAACUGGUGCUAUUGUGACUGCUCUUGGACCUUCAGUUGCUGGUGCUUUUACACCGAGUGAUGGCUUAGCAAGGGAGGUGGUUGUAGCUGCUGAGGCAAGUGGUGAAAAGCUAUGGAGGAUGCCUAUGGAGGAGAGUUACUGGGAGAGUAUGAAAUCAGGAGUGGCUGAUAUGAUUAACACGGGACCUCGUGAUGGUGGUGCCAUAACUGGUGCUCUCUUCCUCAAACAAUUUGUUGACGAGAAGGUCCAAUGGUUGCAUCUCGAUAUAGCUGGCCCCGUCUGGAGCGAUGAAAAGAAAAAUGCCACGGGUUAUGGUGUCUCAACUCUGGUGGAAUGGGUGUUGAGGAAUGCUUUGUAAAAUUAGAGUUAGUCAAGAUGUUGAUGGCUAAACAUAUAAGGGAGUUCUUAUCUCAAGGGACUGUUUGAUGUUUGAGAAAAUAAGUGCAUCAAGUUGUAUGAAUAAAGGCAAUAGUAUAGGCUAUCUUGUUUUCUUGAUUAAUAAAAUGCCUAAAUAAAGUUGCCACUUUACCUUU
This is a messenger RNA of Solanum stenotomum, 1912 nucleotides long. Its product is annotated as leucine aminopeptidase, chloroplastic. Gene Ontology annotation, biological process: proteolysis. The transcript is spliced from 9 exons. Gene Ontology annotation, molecular function: manganese ion binding; metalloaminopeptidase activity. Gene Ontology annotation, cellular component: cytoplasm. The record is from RefSeq and is a predicted model, not a curated record. NCBI's taxonomy places the organism in Eukaryota, Viridiplantae, Streptophyta, Magnoliopsida, Solanales, Solanaceae. Bases 16 to 1737 code for a protein of 573 amino acids.